Messenger RNA from Prunus armeniaca (apricot), 450 nucleotides. NCBI's taxonomy places the organism in Eukaryota, Viridiplantae, Streptophyta, Magnoliopsida, Rosales, Rosaceae. The record is from the annotation of a GenBank genome assembly.
AUGACAGGAGGAACCCUUGAAGUACUUCUUGUAGAUGCUGAAGGCAUUAGGCACACAAAUCUUCUUGGUAGAGCAUCCUACUACGUGAUCGUAGAGUGUGGUACUCGAGAAUAUAGAAGCAAAGAAUCAUCAAGUGAAGAUGACAAAAUUAGCUGGAAUGAAAAAUUCACAGUUCAUCUUGGUGGAAUAAUUACUGAGGGGAAGGACAGAGGAUUCAUUGAAUUAAAACCAGCUCCGUACAAUGUGGUGCUUGAAGAUGACACCUAUAAAGGAGAGAUAAAGAUUGGGUUUCGAUUUAUCACAAAUAAAGAAGCGCAUGUGAUAGAGACAAGGGAAUUCUUGGCAGAGGACAAAACUAACCAAGAGGAUCAAUCCGUAGGAGCAUUGCCAACCUAUGGAGAAUUUUAUGGUGGAGAUUCUUGUUUUGUCAUAAAACGGAUUCUAAAAUAA